CACCGCUGCCAGGCCCUGGGGGGCCUGCCGAGUGGGCGCCGUGGCCUCCCCCGCGCUGAUCGGCCGCUCUGGGCUGGGGGCCUUCGCAGGCUGCCGGUAUCGACAUGCUGCUGGAGGAGGUGGAUGCCGGCGACCGGCUGAGCGGGGCCGCGGCCCGGGGCGACGUGCAGGAGGUGCGCCGCCUUCUGCACCGCCAGCUGAUGCACCCCGACGCCCUGAACCGCUUCGGCAAGACGGCGCUGCAGGUCAUGAUGUUUGGCAGCCCCGCUGUGGCCCUGGAACUGCUGAAGCAAGGUGCCUGCCCCAACGUCCAGGACCGGUCAGGCACCACCCCAGCCCACGAUGCCGCCCGCACUGGAUUCCUGGACACCCUGAAGGUCUUGGUGGAGCACGGCGCCGAUGUCAACGCCCCUGAUGGCACAGGGGCGUUGCCCAUCCAUCUGGCUGUGCAGGAGGGCCAUGCCCCCGUGGUCAGCUUCCUGGCAGCAGAGUCUGAUCUUCAUCAUCAGGAUGCUUGGGGGCGCACGCCUCUGGAGGUGGCGCGGCAGUGUGGGGCUCAGAACCUCAUGGACAUCUUGCAGGGGCGCAGGGUGGCCCCACAGUGACCAAGGUCCUGCCCAGGAGCAUCUCUGAAGAGAAGGGAGAAAACCCCUUCUCCCCUCACCCCUAUGGCCCAGUGUUUUGGGGGUGGGCAUCAGUUUGUGGCUUGUUGGUGUUGAUUUCUGGGGUGUGUUGUGGGUGUGUUUGGGGGACAGUUCUCAUUUGUUUUUCUCACCCCUUUUGGUGUGUUGGACAGAGAGGGGCUCCUGCAUGCGACAGCCAUCUAAACGGUUCGGUUUCUUCAGUCUCCAGCUCCUGGGGCUGCAAACUUGCCCCAGGGCAGAGCAUAAAGCCACUGACUGUGGUUAUUGUCCCCAACUUCGAACACCUUGGGACCUCGGCUGGCUGUAUCCAGAGACCUGAAGGGGGCGCACUACUCUGCGCCCAG
This is a messenger RNA of Echinops telfairi (small Madagascar hedgehog), 988 nucleotides long. RefSeq names its product cyclin dependent kinase inhibitor 2D (gene CDKN2D). Gene Ontology annotation, molecular function: protein kinase binding; cyclin-dependent protein serine/threonine kinase inhibitor activity. The record is from RefSeq and is a predicted model, not a curated record. The transcript has 3 exons. Bases 105 to 605 code for a protein of 166 amino acids. Gene Ontology annotation, biological process: regulation of cyclin-dependent protein serine/threonine kinase activity; negative regulation of cell population proliferation. Gene Ontology annotation, cellular component: nucleus. Lineage: Eukaryota; Metazoa; Chordata; Mammalia; Afrosoricida; Tenrecidae.